AUGCACCGCUGUAACGAAACAAAACUUCCUGGUUGUGUAUAGUUUUUUCUCGUUCAUCAAGGAGCAAGUUAUACUUUGUAGAUUUUAAGAAAUGUACUAAUAAAUAUGAAAAUGUAUAGCUAGUUACAAGUAAUCUUUUCAUCUCGCUCUUCGUUCGAUUAAAUAACGAGAAAAUAAAGCACGUCAUAAGAAAUAUCGAAUCUAACCAUCGCUAAUAAAAAUAUGAUAUUGUAUGUAUGCUAAAUAUUUAUCUGUAAAAUAAAUAAAUAAAUAAAAACUUUACAAUAGUAUAGAUAUUAUUGGAGAGGUCCUAAUUUAAACGACUACAAAUAAAUUAAAUGAGUUCAGUCGAUAUUGGAUUUGAGAUUUAAAAGACUUAGUGUUUUGAAUAAAUCAAUGUGCACACUUUCUAAGUUUCUUUCACGCUGUUACAUUUUUAUUCAAUUCACUGUGAUAACAUUUUUUUUUAAAAAAAAGCAAUUUUUAUUUGGCAUGAUGGAUAGAAGAUGUAACAGUUGUGCUUCAAAAUUUACUCUCUUCAAAAAAGAGCUGGGUUGUAAGAACUGUGGCCACUCCUAUUGCUCGGGAUGCCUGGGUUACAGUGCUGUGGUGCCCCGAUGCGGGAACACACAACAGAAGGUCUGCAAACGGUGUCAUGGAAACCUGACUGGUCGAGGAACCCAGAACAAUAACGCAAAGUGGUCUCCUCCUGAGAACUACAAAAAGCGUGUGGUAGCUCUGGAGGCCAGGCAGAGCCAGCAGGGGGCACCAUCGCAGCACGGGACCCGCAUUCCUGUUCAAGACCACUCCCUGUACCGUGGGCUGAGCAAGGAGGAUCGGGCCAUUGCAGAGAGACUGGAGAGACUGAAGGCCGAUACCAAACCCAAGACAAUCCCCUCGGAGAAAGAAAUUGAGUCCCGCCUGGCGGCACUGAAGGCGGACCCAGCCCAGCCCGUCCCCUCUGCCUCUGAGAUGGAGAACAGGCUGGCUGCUCUACAGGGGAGGGCCCCACCAUCCCAGACCCCCAGAGCCGUACACCAGCCUCCGGACUCAAGAUCGCAGACUGAAAAAGCCAAUGAUUUGUUAACCCAGCUGUCUGAAGAGGUGGCAAUAGAUAAUACAUUUGCACCACAGACAGGCACAGAAGACACAGAAGUCCCUCUGAACAACCUAAACAAGGGGGAGAGCACUCUGUAUGGGAACCUUGACGACCUGCAGGAGAACGUGAAGCAGCUGGAGGCAGAGAAGAGCAGACUGCUGGAGGAGGCCAUGGCAGAGCUGAAACAGGACAACAUCUGCCAGGAACAGGUGCUGCAGAUGGCAAAGAGGCUGGCUGCUCUCAAAGGAGAGGACCCUGACAAGAUAACUGCAGAGAAUUACAAACAGCCAGAGAGUGAUGAAGAAACUGAGGAGGAGUCUGUACAAAGAGUUUUAAAGCAGCUGUCUGAAGAAGCAGCUAUAGAUGAAGCUAGUGGCUAUAACAUUCCACCUGAGUUGACCAGACCAUCAAACACGAUGAAGCAAGCAGGGAAAACCAAACAGAUGCCUUCUGCUGCACCUCCAGCAGUGACUCAGAAGCCUGUCAAUGUUCCCCGGGAGCCAGACAGCGAUGAUGAAGAAUUGCCCUGGUGCUGUAUCUGUAACAGUGACGCCACACUACGCUGCCACAGCUGUGACGGGGACCUCUUCUGCCAAAGAUGUUUCAGGGUAGGACAUGAUGAAUGUGACAGAAAGGAGCAUCGAACAGUCAGUUACCAACCGCCGAGAAAACAGAAGAAGAAGAAAUGAAAUGCUUGGGGAGCUUGCCAACAAUAAUAACCAAACACUUGAGUCGAGCUCAAUGCAUAUUACCUGUAACACUGCAUGGCGAGCAUAAGACAGUAAUCCUCUGACUAAUGGAAUGAGCCAUAGAAUACAAGCAUUACCCCUCCAUGCAGACAGCCUUCCUGCAUGUUGUUUGCAUUGCUGUUGGUAGAUCCAAGACUCAAAUGUGGCAGUAAAAGUGUAUUAAUAUUAUUAUAGUGCAGUAGCUACAACAAUAUUACACUUAAGUCUGGUUUUGUGUAUUGCCUGUUGGCUUAAAGGAAUGCUAACCAGUGCUUUAAAAUAUAUUUUAGCUUUAUGAACACCAGCCCCCUUUUAUUGUACUGAGAAUUGUUUGGAUCUUCACUUUUUUAUAUAGAUAGAUUAUGUAAAUGCUUAUUGCUAUAGAUACAUUCUGGUACCUUUCUGUAGGUCUGAUGCUAAACAAUGAACAGAUUCCUUACCAGGAAGCAGCAGCAACUUUUCAUCUAUUGCGUUGCAAUUGAAAUACCUGCAAAUUAACAAAUAACCAACAUAUCCCCAAUUGAAGAGGGAGGGAGAGGAAUGGGAGAGACAUUUUCUUUCGUUUCAUUCAACACAACAACAGUUACAAAAAAUGCACUUAUUUCAUGAAUUGUAUUUUCCUGAAAAAACUAUUUUUCUCAGCUAAAAUGUUAAUUGAGUUGGGCUUCAGGACCACAAACAUUUAAUUUCUGUGCACUUCCUGGGUUACGUCACCUGGAGGGUUAAAUUGUCUCCACUCCUACACUGGCUUGUCUCCUGUCAACGUCCAGUUAGCUCCUUCCCCUAUUGACUGACCUGCGUUCGGCCAGUAACAUACUUUGACCCAGAACCCACUGUUGGGAUAAAAUGGCCAAAGCAGUAAAGCAGUAACAGACUUCCUGUAAGGCAUGGCUUGCAAACUGAGAUUUUUUUUUUUUAACCAAGUGUAUAUCAGAUAUUAUGUUUUAAAAUGAAAAUACAUGUUUUCUAUACUAUGCGUUACUUUACAAACUGCACAUUGGUGACCUAUUUCAUGAAUAGAUGUGCAAAAUGGGUAUGAUUCAUGGAAUUCAGUUGUUAGCUACAAUUACUUUAUUCCUGGAUCUAUUAUUAUUAUUUUUAUUAUUAUUAUUAUUAUUAUUAUUAUUAUUAUUAUUAUUAUUAUACCAAUUGCUUUACAAAUUAAUGAAAUCAAGUGCUGCAAAUUAAAUGUAAAGAUUUCUACAAGUAACACAUAUUUAUCCAAGCAAUCAAACUCACACAUAAUUUAUAUUCAAUUCAAUGAAUUAUGCAAAGAAAAAAUCCUUUUCAUUCUAAGUCUUUAUUCAAGAAUAACCCAAAUAAAUGUGAUGCCUCAAAGCAUUUUGAGAUAGAAAUAUUGAAUUCAGUUGCAGAGUCUCCAAAAAAGCACUACAAUUAAACAAUGGUUACCUUCUGUUAAGCCCCUUCUGUGAACCAUUAUUGAGAGUACAGUAAGAUCUCUAUAUCAUCUAAACUAAUUGGGAUCAGCGGGUGUUCGGAUAAUCGAAUUGCAAUUGUGAAUUUGUUUAUAUGACUUUCCUAAUCAAAGAUAUAAUCCAGCCCUUUUAUCAAGUAAAUAUACAAAAUACUGUAGUGAUCUGUUCUGUAAGUACCAGGGGAUGAAGGGCUGGAUAGUGCAUUUUCUAUGACAAUGGGGAAAGCACAGCACACUACAAGCCAGGUUACCAAGGGGCUGUUCGGAUAACAGAGACGCUGGGCAAUCAGGGUUCGGAUAACACUAUGUAACACAAUUUUUGUUCCUGGGUAGUAAGUGUUAUUUCCUAAUUGCUUAUGCCUCAAAAGUAUAGAAAAUGGCUAUUAUUCCCCACAAACUUUGCUUUUGUGACCAGGACAG
Messenger RNA from Acipenser ruthenus (sterlet), 3682 nucleotides. RefSeq names its product abscission/NoCut checkpoint regulator. Gene Ontology annotation, molecular function: metal ion binding; phosphatidylinositol-3-phosphate binding. The record is from RefSeq and is a predicted model, not a curated record. Lineage: Eukaryota; Metazoa; Chordata; Actinopteri; Acipenseriformes; Acipenseridae. Gene Ontology annotation, cellular component: midbody; cleavage furrow; centrosome. The transcript has 11 exons. Bases 397 to 1788 code for a protein of 463 amino acids. Gene Ontology annotation, biological process: mitotic cytokinesis checkpoint signaling; abscission.